GACGCAUCUGCAGUCUAGGUCAACGCAAGGCAGGAUAAAAAAUAAAGAGGGAUAUAAACAAAAAACAACCAGGAUUUUUAAAACUCUGGAUUACUUGAAAAUGGCUGAAUUGUCUAUGCGUUAUUUGUAACACUUUUAAAGCUCAGGCUGGAUAUAUUUGGAUAGACAACUCCACAAUAUGAACUUCGGUCGCCGAUAAAGGAACCAAGCAAAAUAACUACUUCUAUCAAGAACAUCGCGCGUAUUAUUUCCGAAUCUUCCGCAUACAUAAUGGUAGGCUUAAGUUUACCACUUGAUAUUCAUAAGUAGUAUACAUGUUUUAUUUUGUUGCGCUCAAGCUUUUCUCUGGUGCCUGUUGACGAGGUGAUAUCUGUGGAUACUGGAGAAGCAGCUCGCGGGCUACCUGAUCUCUUCAUGCACAACAGCAAGACACAAGCUAAUGACACAGAAGCUUGUCGUGCUCACCAUUACGCUUUCUGGCAGAGUUGUGAGUUUUCUGACCAAGGUUCCGAAAUGUUUCUUCUAUGUGCGUUAGUCUAUUUCAGGUGCCUUUUUGACGCAUGAUUAGCCUAACUUAUUACGCAUUAGGCCUACUGAAGUUCUGAUGUUAGGCUGUUAUUAAACUGCAAAUCUGUUAAAUAUGUCCUAUAGUUUGUGUUUGAAAUUAUAACAUUGAACUUAAGUUGUUUAUUUCAUUGCUCGAGGCUGCGUUCUAAAACUGUUGUAAUUCAGCCGGUUGGCUAAGCCAGACCCAGGCUCAGACCUAGCCAAUAUGACUAUUAGUGGAGUGGACGUCCUGCAGGAAUCGCUAUGCCACGCUCCGUUUUAAAGGAGCAUAACCCAGCAUUGUCAGCCCCUAAUGCCCAAAUGUCUCCCCGCUCCAGUGUUGCUGCGUGACCCAGUCACAUGUCUAGAAUGAGCACGGAUCUAGAGCGUAUGUCGCUCAACUCCUCCUCCGCCAACUCGGUGGCCUCGAGUGCCCGCACGCUGUCAGCCAAUGUCAAGAAGCUGCACAACGCGCUCAACCUGCUGCUCAACGAAUUGGAGCGGGAGCAGUUCAUCCACUGCCUCAACGUGUACCACUCCAAGCGUAAUGUCUACGACCUGGUUCAAACACUUAAAGUCAUCCUCAAUGCGCCCAGCAAACGCCAACUUCUGCCCAUGCUACGACAGGUCAUUCCCCGCUCAGACCAGCUUUUGUUUGACCAGCACACCUCGGAGGGCCUUUACUUGAAAUCGGAUUUACUUGCCAGAAAUGGGAGCGCAGAAGCGUUGGGCGAAGUUCCCAGUGGGAGUCCAACUCCUCCUGGGCAUUUCUUGCCAACCCCUCCCGGAUCACAAGUUGCGAUGCGCGGCUCUCCGGAUAGUUUCAGCACCAGCAGUGAUGGGACAGCUCCCCUCGUCCCGCUGCUCGGGAGAGGCUUUCUGCACGAGCCUCCAGGAGAGGUUCGACAAGUGACCCUGAAACGGCACAAGAGCAACGAGGGCUUGGGUUUCAGUAUCCGCGGAGGAUCGGAGCACGGGGUCGGGAUCUAUGUGUCUCUGGUGGAGCCGGGAUCCCUUGCCGAAAAGGAGGGACUAAGGAUUGGGGAUCAGAUUAUGAAAGUCAACAACACAGUGUUCGAUAAAGUCACUCAUGCUGAAGCAGUGAAGGUGUUGAAGGGCAGUAAGAAGCUGUCCCUGUGGGUGCGGUCGGUGGGGCGUAUCCCGGGGGGUUAUGUCACUAAUCAUGUGUACACCUGGGUGGACCCUCAGGGUCGCAGUGUGACCCCUCCCCCUGACCUCCCAGAGCACCGCAGUGCCACCCUGAGACGCAAUGACAGCCAGCGACGCAGCAACAUGCAGCUACUGCAAGAGGGAGACGAGAAGAAGGUGAACUUGGUAUUGGACGAUGGCCGUUCGCUGGGUCUGAUGAUCCGGGGUGGGGCAGAGUAUGCCUUGGGGAUCUACAUCACAGGAGUGGACCGGGGCUCUGCUGCAGAGUGUGGAGGACUCAAGGUGGGUGACCAGAUCCUGGAGGUGAACGGGCGCAGCUUCCUGGGCAUCCCACACGACGAGGCGGUGCGCAUGCUCAAGUCGUCGCGCCACCUGAUGAUGACGGUGAAGGAUGUGGGGCGCCUGCCACACGCCAGGACGGUGGUGGGGGAGACCAAGUGGAUCACUAGCUCCCAGAUAGCAGAGAGCUCCGCCAGUGGCAGCGUGGCUGGCUUGUCCAUGGACCAAGGAGCCUCUGCAUCAGGAAAGCCGGUGUUCUAUAAGGGUGUGGCGGGCUCCCAGGUGACCCUGUCCAGCCUGGUGAACCAGAGCAGAGCCAUGCUGGAGGAGCAGGCCCGACACCUGCUGACGGAGACAGAGAGGCAGACCAUGGGCUACUACGUGGAGGAGUACCGAGACGGACACAUAGGGGUGGAGCAGCUGGUCAUGGCCCUGUUUGAACUGCUCAACACACACGCCAAGUUCUCCCUGCUAUCAGAGGUGCGUGGCCUGGUGACACCCCAGGAUCUGGAGCGUUUUGAUGGGAUGGUGCUGCGCCGCGAGAUCCAGGCUUUGAAGGCCCGGCAGGGGGGUGCCAGUGCAGCCGCCCUCCACCCUGACUCACUCUCCAUGGUUUCCUACCCAGAUACCCUGGCCUCCUCGUCAGCCAGCUACAUGACCUCCACCACCCUCAGCUCAGCACGGAAUGACAGUACGGUGGAGAGUAAUGGGGGGGAUACUCAGGAGAGUCUGGAUGCGCUGCCUGACAUAUCUCUGGUGAGCCUUGCAGUAAGACCCAGACCCACAACCUCAUUAAGAUGGACAGAGCAGAAGAUGGAGGGUGCACUCCACGUCCGAAUCUCCCCCCACCUUCAAACCCCCACCCCCCCCAGGGGUGCAGAGACGCCCCAGCAGACGGGACCAGGUCAAAAGCUUCCCUCCUCCGAAUCUUCCCAUUCCGGGCUCUACUUCACCGCCCCCUCCCGUAACCCCCCCAUUGACCAGAAGGGGGAGCAAGGACCCCCCUCCUCACCCAAGGUCCCCCCCAAAAAGGAUCCCUCAGUCCCCCCUAAGAGGGACCCCUCUGCCCCCUCUAAGAAGGAGAUGGCAACUGCCCAGCUCUCCAUGGUCAACAAGCACCUUAUAGGCCCCUUCCCCCGAGUCCAGUCCCCUACUAGGACCACCAAGCCUGCCGCCCCCUCUCCAUCUCCACCCCCUCCGCCGCCGCUCACUGCCCCAUCCGCACCCCCUCCGCCGCCGCUCACUGCCCCAUCCGCACCCCCUCCGCUUCCCCACAGCCAGGACAAGUCCUCCCCUGGCUCCAACAAACAGCACUUUGUCAUGGUGGAGGUCCAUAGGCCCAAUGCAGAGUCUGAUGUCAACGAGGUGCGGUCACUCCCCCAGGCACGAGGUGCCAACCUGUCCCAGCUGUCAGACAGUGGACAGACGCUGAGCGAGGACAGCGGGGUGGACAUUGGCGAGUCAGGGCGUUUCAGCAAGGAAAGCAGUCCCCGUCCCGCCCGCAUACGCCCCCCACGACAUCCCCAGGGGGCAGGAGGGGACACCCCCUCCAAACCGCCGGGUCUCUUGGAGCCCACCUCCACACUAGUGAGGGUGGCAAAGAGUGCCAGCACCCUCGGCAUCGCCAUCGAAGGGGGUGCCAACACACGCCAGCCCCUGCCACGCAUCGUCACCAUACAGAGGGGCGGUUCGGCGCAUAACUGCGGGCAGCUGCGGGUGGGUCAGGUGAUCCUGGAGGUGAACGGGGCUUCCCUGAGGGGCCGGGAGCACAGGGACGCCGCACGCCUCAUCGCAGAGGCCUUCAAGACCAACGAGAGGGACCACGUGGACUUCCUGGUCACUGAGUUCAACGUGGCGCUAUAGGAGGAAGUAGAGAGAGAGAGAGACUUGUCAUGGAGAAAGAAGGGACGAGGUAUAGGCACAGCAGAGGUAGAGAGGAGAGGGGGGCUGUUGGGGCAAAGUGGCAUAGGCCUACAUACUGUAUUUUACAUGGGUUCAUCUACCAACUACCCUUGGUCCCUCCACCUUAGUAUCCUUCAGUUUAAUUCAAGCUUAAGCCCACACUACUAGACGCGGAUACAGUUGCACUCUAAGUUGAGUUGCACCCAUGAGAUUUCGGUAACACUUUACUUGACAGCCAGUUUCAUGACACAUUCAUAACCAUGUCAUAAUAUGUCAUAACAGCUGACAUGACUUGUCAUAACACUGUCAUAAUAUGGUCAUAACACUGUCAUGACCCAUACAGUUACACAUGUUGUGAUAUAUAUUGUGUUGUUUUAUGGCUGGUUAUAAGAGUGCCAAAACCCACAUUUAUUCAAAUUAGUUUUUUUCCCUGCCAAGAAGUUUCCUUUCGUUUGAAAGUUUGUUUCUGAAAUCCUUUGUUUUAAAAUAACUUUAUGGCACUGUCAAGAAGCAUUAUGACCAGCCUGUGUCACUUUACUUGGAACUGAGAAAAUACACUUUAUGACACUGUCAUGAAGCAUUAUGACCAUCAUAAUCAUAUCAGCCAGAUAGGCCUAUCACGUACAUGCCCUUAUAUCAGUCAUCAGUCACAAAGAGGGUGCCUUGUCCUGCUGCUGAAAUCUGCUCCUUCAUUCAUCCCCGUCAUCAGCAACAGAACAUUGGGGUAGGUGAAUGUCUGACAUCAACAUGUUUGCAAUAACAAUGAUCAUUUAAAAGCAAAAUAUAUAAACUCAGCAUAAAAAUAAACGUUCUCUCACUGUCAACUGCGUUUAUUUUCGGCAAACUUAACAUGUGUAAAUAUUUGU
Molecule: messenger RNA, 4763 nt
Organism: Oncorhynchus kisutch (coho salmon)
Lineage: Eukaryota; Metazoa; Chordata; Actinopteri; Salmoniformes; Salmonidae
Product: whirlin-like
Exons: 12
Coding region: 907-3858 (983 amino acids)
Biological process (GO): sensory perception of sound; auditory receptor cell stereocilium organization
Cellular component (GO): cilium; stereocilia ankle link complex; stereocilium tip
Molecular function (GO): protein binding
Source: RefSeq, a predicted model, not a curated record